AUGGACCAGGCUCAGUACGACGCGAUCAAGGACAAUUGGGGGGAGGUUGAGGACAGAGAUGGCGUUAGACUCAGUUGGAACGUCAUUCCAUCGACGCGCAUGGAAGCAAACAGACUGGUGGUCCCCGUCAGCUGUUUACUCACGCCUCUGAAAGAACUCGGCAAACCACCACUCCCCUAUGAGCCCGUCACAUGCAAAGCGCCUUGCCGGGCGGUCCUCAAUCCCUUCGCUAACGUCGAUGUGCGGGCUAAACUAUGGAUCUGCCCCUUCUGUCUCCAACGCAACCCGCUGCCUCGUCACUAUGGAGAUAUCAGUGCCGAGAACAUCCCACCAGAGAUGCACCCCGCGAACACUACGGUCGAAUACAAGCUUGCUCGACCUGCCCCUUCCCCACCAAUUUUCGUGUACGUGGUUGAUACUGCGAUUGAGGAAGAUGGCUUGCAAGCCUUAAAAGAAACCUUGGUUAUGAGUUUGUCAUUACUCCCUGCGAAUGCGCUAGUGGGUUUGGUUACGUUCGGAACAAAUGUUGCCGUUCAUGAAAUUGGCUAUACCGAGUGCCAGAAGUCGUACGUCUUUAGGGGCAGCAAGGACUAUGCAGCAAAGCAGGUUCAAGAGAUGCUGGGAUUAGCUGCGCCUGGGAUGAGACCCAAUAUACCACCAGUACAAGGCCGGCCGCCUCCGCCGAUGGGCCCUGCUGCCCGGUUCCUCCUUCCCGUCCAGCAAGCUGAGUUCCAGAUAACCAAUGCAAUCGAGCAGCUGCAAAAGGACCCUUGGCCUGUCGCGAAUGACCGGCGACCACUUCGCUGCACCGGUGUUGCCAUGAGUAUUGCAGUCGGCUUGCUGGAGACAUCUUUCCAGAACGCAGGAGCCAGAAUUAUGCUAUUUGCUGGCGGUCCCGCCACUGAAGGACCCGGCAUGGUUGUUGCUCCAGAACUACGUGAGCCGAUUCGAUCACACCAUGAUAUCGAUCGCGACAAUGUCAAGUACUUCAAGAAGGCCAUCAAAUUCUACGACAAUCUUGCAAAACGCACUGCCCACAACGGACACAUCAUCGAUCUAUAUGUUGGUUGUCUCGACCAAGUUGGUUUGCUUGAGAUGAAGGGAUUGGCGAACUCGACUGGAGGGCAUAUGGUCUUGACAGACAGUUUCACCUCCUCGCAGUUCAAGCAGUCUUUCGUACGAGUAUUUGACAAGGAUGAGAGCGACAACCUCCAGAUGGGAUUCAAUGCAUCACUCGAGGUCGUUACAACGAAAGAGCUCAAGGUCACCGGUCUCAUUGGCCACGCCGUCUCCCAAAAUAAGAAGUCUAGCUCUGUCGGCGAGACAGAAUGUGGUAUUGGAAACACUUGUCUCUGGAAAAUGUGCGGCAUUGACCCCACAUCCAGCUACGGCAUUUACUUUGAGGUUGCAAACCAGGGUGGUCCAGCGCCCAUGCAGCAAGGCCCACAACGAGGUAUGAUGCAGUUCUUGACAUAUUACCAGCAUUCUUCCGGACAGUAUCACCUACGUGUGACCACCGUUGCUCGCAAUUUGAGCGGUCCAACCGGUGACCAAGCACUGGCGCAAUCUUUCGACCAGGAAGCUGCUGCCGUGCUCAUGGCAAGAAUUGCGGUUUUCAAAGCAGAGGUCGACGAUGGGCCUGAUGUGCUCAGAUGGGUCGAUCGGAUGCUCAUCCGGCUCUGCUCGCGCUUCGCAGACUAUCGCAAAGACGAUCCAACCUCCUUCCGACUUGACAAAAAUUUCACCCUCUACCCGCAAUUCAUGUUCCACCUGCGCAGAUCGCAAUUCCUUCAGGUGUUCAACAACUCGCCCGACGAGACGGCAUUUUAUCGACACGUGCUGAACCAUGAAUACGUGGGGGAUUCGCUAAUCAUGAUUCAACCUACCUUGGACUCUUACGGUCUUGACCACGAAGGUGGUCAACCCGUCCUGCUCGACUCCGCCUCCAUCCAACCCCAGACCAUCCUGCUUCUCGAUACUUUCUUCCAGAUUUUGAUUUUCCAUGGCGAAACGAUGGCUGAAUGGCGUAAAGCUGGCUAUCAAGACCAGGAAGGCUACGAGAAUUUCCGGGCUGUUCUCGACGCACCAAAGGAAGACGCGCGAGAACUCGUACAGGACCGAUUCCCUCUGCCGCGAUUUAUUAUUUGUGAUGCUGGAGGCUCGCAGGCCCGUUUCCUCCUAUCAAAGUUAAAUCCUUCAACUACGCAUGCGACUGGAGGUUACGGUGGUGUUUCGCAGUCCGCUCAGACGAUUUUCACUGAUGAUGUGUCAUUGCAGACAUUCAUGGAUCAUCUGAUGAAGUAA
Molecule: messenger RNA, 2304 nt
Organism: Cladophialophora psammophila CBS 110553
Lineage: Eukaryota; Fungi; Ascomycota; Eurotiomycetes; Chaetothyriales; Herpotrichiellaceae
Product: protein transporter SEC23
Exons: 3
Coding region: 1-2304 (767 amino acids)
Biological process (GO): COPII-coated vesicle budding; endoplasmic reticulum to Golgi vesicle-mediated transport; intracellular protein transport
Cellular component (GO): endoplasmic reticulum exit site; COPII vesicle coat
Molecular function (GO): GTPase activator activity; zinc ion binding
Source: RefSeq, a predicted model, not a curated record